This is a messenger RNA of Mollisia scopiformis, 858 nucleotides long. RefSeq lists its product as uncharacterized. The annotation marks the transcript as partial. Lineage: Eukaryota; Fungi; Ascomycota; Leotiomycetes; Helotiales; Mollisiaceae. The transcript is spliced from 2 exons. The record is from RefSeq and is a predicted model, not a curated record.
AUGGCAUUCCUUGACCGAAGAUUACUUGAAUUAAGUGCAACUUCCAGCUCCAAUGACUGGGCAGCGGGCGCUCGAGUGCUGCAAGCUGCCUGCUAUUUCUGGCACGGGGGCACAAAGGCACAGCGUUCUCUUAGCGGACUGCUUCAAUCUUUGAUCUACCAACUCUGUCUCAAGCGACCCGAAGCACUACUCGAGGUUAUUAGCAAACAGCGCCGGGACUACUUCCUCCUACAAGCCGCCCAAGAAAGGAUGUGGACGCAAACAGUGCCGUGGACCUUAGAGGAGCUGAAGACAUGUCUCAACUCACUCUUACAAAAUCGUCAAACCUUGACAAGAAGAGCGUCGGAUAAUCAUUUCAGAUUCAUGCUUCUGAUCGAUGGGCUUGAUGAGUUCGAUGGGACUGACCAGGACCGUCAGAAUUUGAAUGAACUGCUUGUUUCGUUGUCUCAACGAUCAAACGUGAAGUUUUGUCUGUCAAGCAGACUUUGGGUUAUCUAUAAGGUUGCAUUUGAAGGCUAUCCCCAACUCCGACUCGAGGAUCUGACACACAAGGACAUCGAGGUGUUCGUCACCGGGAGCUUGCGUAAGAACAAAUAUUUCGAGCAAAUGGAACUGAGAAGUCCCAACCUCAUUUCCAAUGUUACUACCGAGAUAGUACGGAAAGCAAACGGCGUAUUUCUAUGGGUACGCCUCGUCAAUACUAUCUUGAAAGUGGUAACGGAUGGCUGCAAGACUCCCCAAUUACUGAAGAUUUUGGACACUCUACCGCCGGAUCUUGAUGACCUCUUCACUCGCAUGGUGAGGUCAGUGAAUCCAUUGUAUCAGGAUGAAGCUUCCAUUAUCAUGCAGAUAGCAUUA